This is a messenger RNA of Xenopus laevis (African clawed frog), 913 nucleotides long. RefSeq names its product small nuclear ribonucleoprotein polypeptides B and B1 S homeolog (gene snrpb.S). The record is from RefSeq and is marked provisional. Lineage: Eukaryota; Metazoa; Chordata; Amphibia; Anura; Pipidae. Gene Ontology annotation, molecular function: RNA binding. Gene Ontology annotation, cellular component: nuclear speck; nucleus.
CGCCGGUGGAGUGAGGCUCCUUGGCGCAAUUUUUUUGUUCGCUUUGUCGGCCGCGCAUCGGCGGCAUCCUCAGUGCAGUCAUGACAGUGGGAAAAAGCAGCAAGAUGCUGCAGCACAUUGACUUCAGAAUGCGCUGUAUCCUGCAAGAUGGCCGGAUCUUUAUUGGAACAUUCAAGGCAUUUGACAAACACAUGAAUCUGAUCUUAUGCGACUGUGAUGAAUUCAGAAAGAUUAAGCCAAAGAAUUCAAAACAGCCAGAACGUGAAGAAAAGAGGGUACUUGGUCUAGUGUUGCUUCGAGGGGAGAACUUGGUUUCAAUGACUGUUGAAGGCCCACCUCCCAAAGAUACUGGUAUUGCUAGGGUUCCAUUGGCAGGUGCUGCCGGAGGACCUGGAGUAGGCAGGGCAGCUGGUAGAGGUGUACCCGCUGGAGCACCUAUGCCACAGGCUCCUGCUGGACUGGCAGGACCAGUACGUGGCGUUGGAGGACCUUCACAGCAGGUUAUGACACCUCAGGGUCGUGGUAAUGUGGUGGCAGCUGCUGCAGCCGCCACAGCAAGCAUUGCUGGGGCCCCAACACAGUAUGCAGGUCGAGGAGGACCACCUCCACCAAUGGGCAGAGGAGCACCCCCACCAGGCAUGAUGGGACCACCCCCUGGCAUGAGGCCACCAAUGGGUCCACCAAUGGGAAUGCCUCCAGGCAGAGGAGGACCUAUGGGAAUGCUACCUCCAGGGAUGAGACCACCUCCACCUGGACCUCCACCACCUGGCAUGCGACCCACUCGGCCAUAAACCUGAUCAUUUUGCGUUCCAACUCCUGACUUUUCUGUUUCACUGGACUGUUCUGAUUCUUGUUUGUUUUUAUAUUGUAAAUGAAGCAGUUUUUUUUUAAAUAAACACCAUUUUGAUGUAGG